AUUUUGCACUUCAGCAAAACCUCUACUACGUCUUAUUUUCAGGGGAUGUCUUAUAUUUGGGGAAACAGGGUAUUAUUAGUCUUGACAAUAUUGGAAUUGCAUACGUUUGUCAAUUGCUGGCUAUACAAAAAGAAGAAGCAUCAGAACAGGGCAGUGGUGGAUAUCCUGUUGAAAUUAAAGGGAGGAGGGUCAAUUGCCUCUGUGCUGGAUUCAAAUUGAAUCCUCCCGAAUGCAAAAACACAUCAAAAUAUAAUGAAUGUGCUUAUUGAAAGGUUGUGCAGGAAUAUACAAACAAGACUCAGGAAUAGUGUGAAGAAAAUAACAAAAGCUAAAUAGCUAAUCCUAGUUACUUACAAAACAAUGGUUCUCCAGACCAGAGGGUACUUAAUAAAGCCGGGUUCCAAAAUCAACAGGUGUCCUGCAUCCAAGAGGGGCAAUCCUGCUAGCGUGCGGUUACCACUGCCCCCCACAGUUCUUGAGUGCUGCACCAGCAUCCCUACUACCCCUGCCACCAUAGUGGGGAUGUGGGAGGAGCCAACAUUAGUCUGCUCUCUCAGACCAUGCUGCCAGGAACUUUUUGGGUGUAGCUGCGGCGCCACAGUCUGGUGCCCAGCUCAUGAAUGGGGCUGCCCAGGCCCAAUCCAGAUUGGGGGGGGGGGGCAGUUUAUGGGAAGCACUGGACCUUUUGCCCACCCCAGCAGCAUAAGGGGUACCUACAAAGCGGAAACAGCAAAGACACCAGCAUGUGGGCACCACAGAGUUUUGUGGUACCCAAACCCAGGAGUGCCUACCGCCCAGGAGUUAAACCAGCGUCCAAGAGCACACCAGUGCAGUGAGGGGUGAACCUAGGGCAUUUCCAGGGAUUGAGCUGACUUUAGUCGGCUUCAACCUGGAUUUCAGCCCGGGAACACCCUCCUCUGCUCCAGAAAGUGUGGGGUAAGUCUUUUUCUGCAAUGGCAGAAGUGUUUUUCAGUUUCCCUCCUUUCUGUGCCGUCCAAAGCUCCUUUGGAGGUAGUGCAGUGCCACCUUCGCCAUGCCAUCCCAGCUGCAGCAGAGCUCCUCCCUUCCCUUAUCUGGAUUGGACUGUAACAGAUUUUCAUUCUGUCAUAAGCAUCACAUAACAUGUAAUGCAUAGAUCAGUUUUAAAUUCCAUGGCCAAAAGAUUAACACCCACUUAAACACAUACAGCUCAGGUGUAUUGUUGAAUUAUCUCAGGCAGAUAACAGUAUUUAACAUCAUAGUUGAGUCCAACCUGUGAAACAGGAAACCCUGUUUGAAUUUUUUAUGUUGGACUUAAGGGUGAGGAGGACCAUGAAGAGUUGAUCUUUAUAUCCCACUUUUCUCUACCAAAAGCAGGCUCAAAGCAGCUUACAAUCACCUUCCUUUCUCCAGCCAUCCUCCCCACCCCACACAACAGAACUUUGUGAGCUUUCUUCUAGAAGCCAUGAUUUCUGAAAGCGGUGCGUUUGUGAAGGGCAUGAUGCUCGGAGGGGUCUUCUGUGUAUUGGUCACUCUCCUUGGACACAUUAAGAUGGACCACAGCACCACAACCCAUGAGCAUCGCCACCUUCAGGCUCCCAAAAAGGAGGACAUUUUAAAUCUCUCUGAGGAUGAACGCCUGGGUCUUAGCCACAGCAUCCGCGUCUACUGCAUCAUCCUUGUCAAACCUAAAGACCUUAACUACUGGGCAGCUGUGAGAGAAACUUGGAGCAAACAUUGUGACAAGGCAGAAUUCUACAGUUCUGAAAAGGUCAAAGUAUUUGACUCCACUGUGCUUGACACAGAGGACAUGUGGUUAAUGAUGAGGAAAGCAUAUAAAUUUGCCUAUGAAAAUUACAAAAAUGACUACAACUGGUUCUUCUUGGCCCAUCCCACCACGUUUGCCAUAAUAGAAAACCUCAAAUUUUUUCUCCUGAAGCAAGACUCGUCCCAGCCAUUUUAUACUGGCCGUACAGAGAUAUCCGGAGACCUGCAGUACGUGAAUGGCGAUGGAGGAAUCAUCUUAAGUAUUGAAUCGCUAAGGCGACUUUAUAAAGUUUUUCAGGAUCCAGACAAGUGUCCGGAACAGGGGGGCAUGAUUUGGAAACUGUCCGCAGAUAAACAGUUAGCUGUCUGCUUGAAGUAUACUGGGGUGCAGGCUGAGAACGCAGAAGAUUCUGAAAAAAAGGAUAUCUUCAACACCAAGUCAGUUGGUUCUCUUAUUAAGGAGGCAAUGUUGAGCCACCCCCAACAGGUGGUAGAAGGGUGUUGUUCAGACAUGGCUAUCACGUUCAGUGGGAUGGCUCCUAACCAUAUGCACGUGAUGAUGUAUGGAGUCUACAGGCUUCGAGCAUACGGACACAGUUUUAAUGAUGCCUUGGUUUUCCUACCUCCCCCAGACUCUGAUAAUGACUGAUCAUUCUUUCACCAGAGUACUGGGUAAAGCAUAUGAAUAGGUGGUCUUAAUGUAUAGCAUCUUUCAACAAACAGCAUGUACAUAAGCUGGUACAAAUUUUGUAUUUCAUGGUCUUGGUGUAAUUAUUUACUCUUUUGCACAACCUGCUUUUGUAAUCUUUACAACUGGGAAAGGGGGCCCUUUUUAAACAAAAAAACAAACCAUUUGCUUUUAUACAGACUUGAUUCAAGGAUCUUAUGAAAAACCACUUACGGUUUCAUUGUCAGUGCAAUGUACAGUUAUGUAAAUAUUUAAUAUAAGAAAAUAUCCUUGAUCUACUUUAAAUUAAAUCUAUUUUUACAGA
Molecule: messenger RNA, 2738 nt
Organism: Sphaerodactylus townsendi
Lineage: Eukaryota; Metazoa; Chordata; Lepidosauria; Squamata; Sphaerodactylidae
Gene: C1GALT1C1
Product: C1GALT1 specific chaperone 1
Exons: 2
Coding region: 1445-2395 (316 amino acids)
Molecular function (GO): N-acetylgalactosaminide beta-1,3-galactosyltransferase activity
Source: RefSeq, a predicted model, not a curated record